Molecule: messenger RNA, 3376 nt
Organism: Pongo pygmaeus (Bornean orangutan)
Lineage: Eukaryota; Metazoa; Chordata; Mammalia; Primates; Hominidae
Gene: PUS7L
Product: pseudouridine synthase 7 like
Exons: 8
Coding region: 308-2092 (594 amino acids)
Biological process (GO): pseudouridine synthesis
Cellular component (GO): nucleus
Molecular function (GO): pseudouridine synthase activity; RNA binding
Source: RefSeq, a predicted model, not a curated record
ACGACGUCUGACCGAGGCAUGAAGGCGGGGAAUGCCUUACCUGCCCGGACGCGGGCUGCUGAAGCCGGCGACAGAAGAACCAGCCGAACUGGGAAGCGCCGCGGAGGGGCGGGGCCUGUCGGGUUGGCCCCGCCCCACUUCCCUGAUGGGCUUCAUCUUGGCGCCUCCAGGCGGCUCCACAAAGUGAAAAACUCCACGUCUUGCGUAGGGCGCGUCUUUACGUGCGCGCCUGCCCCUUUAAUUACGCCCCCGUCGGAGGCUGAAACACUUAAGGCUUCCGGGCAUGCGCACAGCGUUGCGCAAAUGAAUGCCUUCCACUGAACCGAGGCACUAUUAUAGAAGAAUGGAAGAAGAUACAGAUUAUAGAAUCAGGUUUAGUUCUUUGUGUUUCUUUAAUGAUCAUGUUGGAUUUCAUGGCACUAUAAAAAGCUCACCAAGUGACUUUAUUGUUAUUGAAAUUGAUGAACAGGGACAGUUAGUUAAUAAGACCAUUGAUGAGCCUGUUUUCAAGAUUAGUGAAAUACAACCUGAGCCAAAUAAUUUUCCCAAAAAACCGAAACUAGAUCUUCAAAAUCUGUCCUUUGAAGAUGGAAGAAACCAAGAAGUUAAUACUUUGAUUAAGUACACUGAUGGUGACCAAAAUCAUCAGUCUGGUUCAGAAAAGGAAGAUACUAUUGUUGAUGGAACUUCCAAAUGUGAAGAAAAAGCUGAUGUUUUAAGCUCCUUUUUGGAUGAAAAAACUCAUGAGUUACUGAAUAAUUUUGCCUGUGAUAUAAAAGAGAAGUGGCUUUCUAAAACAGAGCUAAUUGGACUGCCUCCUGAAUUCUCAAUAGGCAGAAUCCUUGACAAAAACCAGAGGGCUAGUUUACACAGUGCCAUUAGGCAGAAAUUUCCAUUUUUAAUAACUGUAGGAAAAAACAGUGAAAUUGUUGUAAAACCAAAUCUUGAGUAUAAAGAACUUUGUCAUUUGGUAUCUGAAGAGGAAGCAUUUGACUUUUUUAAAUAUUUGGAUGCAAAGAAAGAAAAUUCCAAAUUUACCUUUAAACCUGAUGCAAACAAAGACCACAGAAAAGCUGUCCACCAUUUUGUCAACAAAAAGUUUGGAAACCUUGUGGAAACCAAAUCUUUUCCUGAAAUGAAUUGCAGUGCUGGUAAUCCGAAUGUGGUGGUAACAGUAAGAUUUCGGGAAAAAGCACACAAGCGUGGGAAAAGGCCUCUUUCUGAAUGCCAAGAAGGGAAAGUUAUAUAUACAGCUUUUACCCUACGAAAGGAAAACCUGGAAAUGUUUGAAGCAAUUGGUUUUUUAGCUAUCAAACUUGGUGUUAUUCCUUCGGAUUUUAGUUAUGCAGGCCUCAAAGACAAGAAAGCCAUCACCUAUCAAGCAAUGGUUGUUAGAAAAGUGACUCCAGAGAGGUUGAAAAAUAUUGAAAAAGAAAUUGAAAAGAAAAGAAUGCAUGUCUUUAAUAUUCGGUCUGUAGAUGAUUCCCUGAGACUUGGUCAGCUCAAAGGAAAUCACUUUGAUAUUGUCAUUAGAAAUUUAAAAAAACAAAUAAAUGAUUCUGCAAACCUGAGAGAGAGAAUUAUGGAAGCAAUAGAAAAUGUUAAGAAAAAAGGCUUUGUGAAUUACUAUGGACCACAGAGAUUUGGGAAGGGAAGGAAAGUUCACACAGACCAAAUUGGACUAGCUUUGCUGAAGAAUGAAAUGAUGAAAGCCAUAAAAUUGUUUCUUACACCAGAAGACUUGGAUGAUCCUGUAAAUAGAGCAAAGAAGUAUUUUCUUCAAACUGAGGAUGCUAAAGGCACGCUUUCAUUGAUGCCUGAAUUCAAAGUGCGCGAGAGAGCAUUGCUGGAGGCAUUGCACCGCUUUGGCAUGACCGAGGAAGGUUGUAUCCAGGCAUGGUUCUCUUUACCCCAUUCCAUGCGCAUAUUCUAUGUUCAUGCAUAUACCAGCAAAAUUUGGAAUGAGGCGGUAUCUUACAGACUUGAAACCUAUGGAGCAAGAGUGGUGCAGGGUGAUUUGGUCUGUUUGGAUGAAGAUAUUGAUGACGAGAAUUUCCCAAAUAGUAAAUGUCAACAAAAGCUGUGUAAUUGAGUCUCAGUGGCUAGGAAUGUCGUGGCCUGGAUCAUAUGUACAGAACCAAACCAGAAAGUGUGAGCUGCAGUAUGUGAUUGAUUAAACCUGCAUUCCUGGGGCUCCUUCCUGGGACCCUAACCCACAUCUGGUGCCUGGGAGAGGUCCCCUGGAAAAUGAGAGUGCCGCUACUUGAAAAGAGGGAGUAAGGAUUGCAUAAGCCAGAACAUCAGAUGUCAGCUUCACUGUUUCAUUAAAUGGAUGAAUAGGCAAAAACUGCAAUUACUUUUGCUCCAACCUAAUAGGAAAGAAAUGAUAAGAAAAUGGUCACUAGGAGGCAGCAUAUGUUAAUAAGAAUGGUAAUUUAAUUGAGAUACAGACUCAAACUCUGUGUGAAAAGAAAUCUAGUAGCAUUAUAAGUUUUAUUUUACCUCAUGUGGGGGAGAAGAAAUAUGUCAAUGAUCCCCUUUUGAUAAAUAAUAAAAAAUCAUUAUCAUUUCUUAACACCUCCCAGGAAACAUGUCCAUUUAAAUAUUGGAAAUCACACUAAUUAGUAGGUCAUCCAUUUCUAAUUCAGAUUUUUGGAAGUUAAAGAUUACUUUGACAAGAUACAGCAACAAUUUUUGAAAUGCAUGAGUUUUAUAAGACUUCUUCAUUCAGAAUAACAUUUACAAGGAUAGUUUUGUGAUUGGAAUUUUAGCUGCUUUCUUUUUGGAGCUAUAGGAGAAGAGAAAACAUUUUCUCCUACAUAUUUUGCAGAAUUUCCUUUUAUGAGCAGCAAAAACAAUGUUUCUAUAUAUUUUGAGAUCGAUCACUUAUUUUAUUAGUUAGCACUGAGGAAAGAAAAGGCAGGACUUAGAGGCCCAAAAUAUAAAAUAUGAAAAGGAAAAAGAAUAAAAUUCAUAAUAAAUGGUGUAUGGGGCAUGUAAUAUGCAUCUACAAUUAAAAAUUAUAGAAAACUAAUCUGAUUCCUCAUUUUGAUAGGAUUACUAGACUAACAGAUGUAUCUACAUUUCAAAUCACUUGGUAACUUUUCUUUUUUUGUGUGUGUGUGGGAAAGAUGGAGAAAUGUGAGUUAGACAAUUAAAAACAGGUGAAUUUAUAGUUGGGGAGCAGCCAUACAAGGGAAGCAUGUUUGUUCAUGAAUUGCUGGAUAUCAACCUGGAGGGAAUUCUCUAAAGACAAAGCAUGGUGUUUUAUACCUGACCAUGUUUAUUCAAUGUUUUCAUAAAUUACUUAAAUCACAGUAUGUAGGUAUAUUUCUGACUCUGUGAAAGAGAAAAGGCUAGAAAUCAUGAUGCAAGA